Emericellopsis cladophorae is the source of this 825-nucleotide messenger RNA. RefSeq lists its product as uncharacterized. The record is from RefSeq and is a predicted model, not a curated record. The transcript is spliced from 3 exons. NCBI's taxonomy places the organism in Eukaryota, Fungi, Ascomycota, Sordariomycetes, Hypocreales, Bionectriaceae. Bases 1 to 825 code for a protein of 274 amino acids. Gene Ontology annotation, cellular component: membrane. Gene Ontology annotation, molecular function: palmitoyl-(protein) hydrolase activity.
AUGCCGCCCAAUUCACGUAGCAUGCGUAUCGAGGACUUUGUGAGGGAGUGUCGAGGGAUCGGUUGGCGCGAAGAAAGGAUCAAAAGUCUGGAUGGUACUGAAAUCGCAUUGUGCAUCAGCGACGAGGUUGCAGGAAGCCAGGUAGAUUUGAAGCUACCGCCGGCCUAUGUCAUGUACUUUCAGGGGAACGCAUCUUCUCUACCGCCGCGGCUGCCCGACCUCUCCGCAGUUCUACACCGGCUGCGUGACAUCGAUCCGAAGACACGCUACGUCGUUGUCUGCCUGAGCUACCGCGGUUACUGGACCUCGCACGAUCGAGCCUCCGAGAAAGGAAUUAACAUGGAUGCGGAGGCUGGCAUUCGCUGGAUUUCGAGACACAGCCAGCAUAGCAUUGGGUGUGGCUUCGCAACCAAACUGGCUGCGACAACAAAGGCGAUGAAGGUGGACGGUUUGGUGCUGGAAACACCAUUCACUUCCACUCGCGACAUGUUGAAAGCGCUCUAUCCGCAAAAGUGGCUGCCGUAUCAAUACUUGUGGCCAUUUCUGCGGAAUUUCAUGGACAGCUGGACCAAUUUGGGCAUCAUCCGCGAGCGGGCCUCUGGGGCGCAACAACCUGGGAUCUACAUGGUCGAGGCAGGCAAGGACGAGCUUGUGCCCUGCAAACUUGGACAACGUCUCUUUGAACGUUGCCAAGAUCUCGGGCUCCCCGUCGAGAGGUCAAAGAUUCGAUCGGCUCUUCACAAUGAAGUCAUUGUGAGACCUCAAGGCAAGCAAGCCAUUGCGCAGUCCAUCGCGUCAGCCGUCGGAAGAGCACGACAAACGUGA